AUGUUACUCCACUUGCUAUGCCAUGUCUUUGUCUUCUCUGCUUUUGGUGGUGAGAUUGCGCGCGAAGCACAAAGACAGGACAUCUGCGACGCCACCACAUUGCUGCAAGUGCAUCAGAAGCAGAACCAGUUGAUGAUGAUGAAUGCUGGCCUGGAUGCUGCCGCGGGCUGUCCGGCUGUGCCCGACAUCACAUGUCGCCAGCAGCAUGGACGCAAAGAGCGUGGUCCAGAUCGCCGGAUGAGAGCUAUGUUCGGCAAGAUGCCUGCGACGAGAAUCACACCGGUGAAGUGCAGCGUCUGCCAAACUGCACACGCGCACGGAUACCUGUACUCGGUAGAGCGCUACGACGGCUUGGGACAACGUGCAGCACAUUUGAUAAUGUGUCUUGCCACCGCUAGGAAGUACAAUCUCAACUUCGGCGGCCUCUUGCCAAAUCCAGUGCGUUCAGUACAUGGAGUUGAGUCUCCUGGAAUCUGGAACGGCAUGGAUGCUUGA
Molecule: messenger RNA, 495 nt
Organism: Symbiodinium necroappetens
Lineage: Eukaryota; Dinophyceae; Suessiales; Symbiodiniaceae
Source: the annotation of a GenBank genome assembly